Messenger RNA from Jatropha curcas, 1746 nucleotides. NCBI's taxonomy places the organism in Eukaryota, Viridiplantae, Streptophyta, Magnoliopsida, Malpighiales, Euphorbiaceae. The record is from RefSeq and is a predicted model, not a curated record.
GGAAUCAAACUUUACAAAGUUGUGCAGUACAAAGAGCAUGUUGACAGUAAAUGACAGUUUUCCUGGACCCGUUUUAACUGUUAAGAAAGGUGACUUGGUUUAUGUUAACGUUCAUAACCAAGGAACAUAUGGUGUCACCAUUCAUUGGCAUGGUGUGAAGCAACCAAGAAAUCCAUGGUCAGAUGGUCCUGAAAACAUAACCCAGUGCCCCAUUAAACCAGGAACCAAUUUCACUCAUGAAAUCAUAUUAUCUGACGAAGAAGGAACCUUAUGGUGGCAUGCUCAUAGUGACUGGUCACGCGCCACCGUCCAUGGUGCCUUUGUCAUUUUACCUCCGGAUGGCAAAUACCCAUAUCAAAAGCCUGACGUUGAGCAGUUAAUUGUGCUUGCAACUUGGUAUAAGGGAGAUGUGAUGGCCAUCUAUGAAGAGGCUAUUGAAACUGGUGGCAAUCCAAAUGUAUCAGAUGCCCAUACCAUUAAUGGUUACACAGGAAAUUCAACUGACUGCCCUACUGGAGAAAAUUUUCGGAUGCAAGUUUCAUCUGGAAAGACAUAUCUUCUACGGAUAGUAAAUGCAAUAAUGAACGAAGAACAGUUCUUUGGAAUUGCCAAUCACAGUCUUACACUUGUAGGAAUGGAUGGAGCUUACACAGAACCUCUCAUGGCAGAUUACUUAAUGAUAACACCAGGACAAACAAUGGAUGUUCUCUUCACUGCGAACCAAACACCAACCCAAUAUUACAUGAUUUCAACUCCAUACUUCGAUGGUUUUGCAGAGUUUGAUAACAGCAGCGCGAAAGGAAUUAUUGAGUAUACGGGAAAUUAUACUCCACCAUCACCAAUUCCUUCCCCAACACUUCCUGAAUUGCGAAAUGCAACUUCUGCCUUAAAUUUUACCGCUUCUUUGAAAAGCUUAGCGAGUCGAAACUACAACGUGCCUCAAGUUGUUGACAGACACAUUUUCAUAGCUAUCUCCUUAAAUGUCUUGCCUUGCCCAGAUGGUCAAACCUGUAAAGGUCCCCCUGUUAACAAUACCCAGACCAUUAUUUCUGCUAGCUUGAACAAUAUAAGUUUCCAAACUCCGCAAAUUGAUAUUCUUCAAGCAUAUUACAGAAAUAUCAGUGGCAUUUUCGAUCGGGACUUCCCAAAUCAGCCAAAUCUAUUCAACUUCACAGGAGAUGUGACAAAUAUAUCACAGUACACAACACAAGGGACGAAAGUCCUAACGGUAAAUUAUGGUGAUGCAGUUGAAAUUUUAUUCCAAGGAACAGCAAUUCAGUCACCAGAAAAUCAUCCAAUGCAUCUUCAUGGCUUUAGCUUCUAUUUGGUUGGAAUUAAUUCUGGUAAUUUUAAUAGUACCCAAGACCCCAAAAAUUACAAUCUUAAGAAUCCACCUUUAGUUAAUACCAUUGGUGUCCCAAAGAGCGGAUGGGCAGCCAUCAGAUUUGUUGCUGAUAAUCCUGGAGUAUGGUUUAUGCAUUGUCACUUGGAACGACACGCAACAUGGGGUAUGGACACUGUGCUUAUAGUGAAGAAUGGAACCACCAAAGAAACAAGCCUCAGACCACCUCCUGUUUACAUGCCUCCAUGUUCUGCGUCCUAAUUUGAACUAUAGAUACCUUCGUAUAUGAUAUAUAAUUUAUUAGUUAUAUGUCCUAUAGCCAAUUUGAUUGGUUAUAUUUUGGAUAUAAUAUCUCAUGUAAUAAAUAUUUUAUUAUUAAUAAUAAAAGACAUUUAUCUUUUUUU